UUGACCUUCCCUAAAGCCAAGCUGCUGCUGAUGUCCAGCGAUCAGGAAGAUCUCAACGACUGGUAUUCCAGCCUGAGCUCUGCUGUAGGUCAGUUGUUGUCCAGGAACACAGUGGUCCAUCAGAGAGAUGAUCUGGUCAGGAGACCUCUACGCUGCUUUGUAGAGGACCAGAAGAACCAAACUACCCCUUCCACACCACCCACCACCACCCCCGGGAGGAAGAGGAUGGCCCCCCCUCCACCCCAGACCCCCUCCACCUCCAGACCUCCUGCUCCAGUAGAAGCAGAGGGCAGCGCCUCCAAGAGGGUGAAGCUGACUGAGGGACCAGCUGAGAGUGAACCGGCCAGGUCAAGCUGUGUGAUCCUGUGAAGGACGAAGAACUUCAGAGAUCCUUACUCUUUCGCUCAAACCAAUCAAGUCAGAGAGAUAAGCGUUAAUGGGGGGAUAUGAGGAGAGAUGGGAGGUAGUUAGAUACUGGAGAAUCACGUUAACGGGGGAUAUGAGGAGAGAUGGGAGGUAGUUAGAUACUGGAGAAUCACGUUAACGGGGGAUAUGAGGAGAGAUGGGAGGUAGUUAGAUACUGGAGAAUCACGUUAACGGGGGAUAUGAGGAGAGAUGGGAGGUAGUUAGAUACUGGAGAAUCACGUUAACGGGGGAUAUGAGGAGAGAUGGGAGGUAGUUAGAUACUGGAGAAUCACGUUAACGGGGGGAGAUGGGAGGUAGUUAGAUACUGGAGAAUCAGGUUAACGGGGGGAGAUGAGAGGUAGUUAGAUACUGGAGAAUCAGGUUAACGGGGGGAGAUGGGAGGUAGUUAGAUACUGGAGAAUCAGGUUAACGGGGGGAGAUGAGAGGUAGUUAGAUACUGGAGAAUCAGGUUAACGGGGGGAGAUGAGAGGUAGUUAGAUACUGGAGAAUCAGGUUAACGGGGGGAGAUGGGAGGUAGUUAGAUACUGGAGAAUCAGGUUAACGGGGGGAGAUGAGAGGUAGUUAGAUACUGGAGAAUCAGGUUAACGGGGGGAGAUGAGAGGUAGUUAGAUACUGGAGAAUCACGUUAACGGGGGGAGAUGGGAGGUAGUUAGAUACUGGAGAAUCAGGUUAACGGGGGGAGAUGGGAGGUAGUUAGAUACUGGAGAAUCAGGUUAACGGGGGGAGAUGGGAGGUAGUUAGAUACUGGAGAAUCACGUUAACGGGGGGAGAUGGGAGGUAGUUAGAUACUGGAGAAUCAGGUUAACGGGGGGAGAUGAGAGGUAGUUAGAAGAUAUGAAAUGUGAAGAUUUUAACACUGAUGCCAAAGACACACUAUGAAACACCUUCUCGAUAGGAGCUCAAGGAGAUGGAAUAUGUGAGAUGUGACUCUGAAAUAAAUGUUGUCAUGAAUGUUUUGUCCUGAAUAGAAUGCUCCCAUUAUAUGUCAGAGCAAACGCUCAGCAGGAAAAUACUGGAUUACUAGAUUGGGAUUCAAAACUGUCACCUGGGAUAUUUUGGCAGCACGAUACCGUAUAAUCUUAAUGUUAAAUCGUGAUUUUUACUGUCUAUUUACAUUUAAUUCAGACAAGAGCUGAAAUAUUAGUAACAUCAUGCUUGUCUCUAUGGUAAUAUACAGUAUAUUAUAAUAUUAGUAACAUAUCAUGCUUGUCUCUAUGGUAAUAUGCAGUAUAUUAUAAUAUUAGUAACAUAUCAUGCUUGUCUCUAUGGUAAUAUACAGUAUAUUAUAAUAUUAGUAACAUAUCAUGCUUGUCUCUAUGGUAAUAUACAGUAUAUUAUAAUAUUAGUAACAUAUCAUGCUUGUCUCUAUGGUAAUAUACAGUAUAUUAUAAUAUUAGUAACAUAUCAUGCUUGUCUCCAUGGUAAUAUGCAGUAUAUUAUAAUAACAUAUCAUUCUUGUCUCUAUGGUAAUAUACAGUAUAUUAUAAUAUUAGUAACAUAUCAUGCUUGUCUCCAUGGUAAUAUACCAUAUAUUAUUAUAUUAGUAUCAUCAUGCUUGUCUCUAUGGUAAUAUACAGUAUAUUAUAAUAUUAGUAACAUAUCAUGCUUGUCUCCAUGGUAAUAUGCAGUAUAUUAUAAUAUUAGUAACAUAUCAUGCUUGUCUCCAUGGUAAUAUGCAGUAUAUUAUAAUAUUAGUAACAUAUCAUGCUUGUCUCCAUGGUAAUAUGCAGUAUAUUAUAAUAUUAGUAACAUAUCAUGCUUGUCUCCAUGGUAAUAUGCAGUAUAUUAUAAUAUUAGUAACAUAUCAUGCUUGUCUCCAUGGUAAUAUGCAGUAUAUUAUAAUAUUAGUAACAUAUCAUGCUUGUCUCCAUGGUAAUAUGCAGUAUAUUAUAAUAUUAGUAACAUAUCAUGCUUGUCUCUAUGGUAAUAUACAGUAUAUUAUGAUAUUAGUAACAUCAUGCUUGUCUCUAUGGUAAUAUACAGUAUAUUAUAAUAUUAGUAACAUCAUGCUUGUCUCUAUGGUAAUAUACAGUAUAUUAUAAUAUUAGUAACAUAUCAUGCUUGUCUCCAUGGUAAUAUGCAGUAUAUUAUAAUAUUAGUAACAUAUCAUGCUUGUCUCCAUGGUAAUAUGCAGUAUAUUAUAAUAUUAGUAACAUAUCAUGCUUGUCUCCAUGGUAAUAUGCAGUAUAUUAUAAUAUUAGUAACAUAUCAUGCUUGUCUCUAUGGUAAUAUACAGUAUAUUAUGAUAUUAGUAACAUAUCAUGCUUGUCUCUAUGGUAAUAUACAGUAUAUUAUAAUAUUAGUAACAUAUCAUGCUUGUCUCCAUGGUAAUAUACAGUAUAUUAUAAUAACAUAUCAUGCUUGUCUCUAUGGUAAUAUACAGUAUAUUAUAAUAUUAACAUAUAAUAUACAAGGCAGCGGCACUGUGUUACCAUUAAUAGCUACUGAGUUAAUGAAUAUAUUUAUUCCAUAUCAUGAUUGUAUCUUUCACUACUGCAGAGAGAGAGAGAAUUCCCUCCUUUAAGAACUCUACUAAUAUGUGCCAGGCCAUUCUGAGCCUUAUGAAUCGAUGGUCUACUGAUAUGAUUUUACUAAUGUAUCAUACAAUUACGUUCCUUUUUACGUUACACAUUCCUUCUAUAGUAAGCAUGUACUCUGUCCAAAUAUAUUUAUCAAAAACAUUAAACAUUUUAAACAUU
Salvelinus fontinalis (brook trout) is the source of this 3125-nucleotide messenger RNA. It is a transcript of the gene arhgef39, whose product is annotated as Rho guanine nucleotide exchange factor (GEF) 39. Gene Ontology annotation, molecular function: guanyl-nucleotide exchange factor activity. Gene Ontology annotation, cellular component: plasma membrane. The record is from RefSeq and is a predicted model, not a curated record. Gene Ontology annotation, biological process: positive regulation of cell migration. NCBI's taxonomy places the organism in Eukaryota, Metazoa, Chordata, Actinopteri, Salmoniformes, Salmonidae.